AUGUUACCCAGACCUAGAGCAAGACGUAGGCGCCCACUUCAAUACAUAACUAACAUCUUUGGAUGCGUUAAGAAAAACAAGUCACCAAUCAAGCAGGCUGCGCCAAUUUUAAUUCCAGACUCUCCUGACUUGUUUAUUGUGGAAACUCCCAAUAACUCAGUCCAUGAAGAUAUGGAGUCACAGACAGAAGAAGUUAUUAUCACAGAAGUUGAGAUCCAUCAAGUUCCAAACCCAGCAGGAGACAACGCAUCCCAAGAAAUCUAUACAGCGAGACCAUUGGUCCCUUAUAGCCAAUCUAGUGAAUCAAGCCAAGAGAGUGAACUACACUUCCAUUUGACACCAACACCCAUCACAUACUCACAAGACAGCGAAGACGAUAAGAUUGAACCAAGCCAAAUGCCCCCACGACGACUGAAAUCAGCCAGUACGCAAGUGUUAUGUGAAAGCCAGAGUAGCGAGAUAGAUAGUUAUGCAGAAUUGUCAGGUAAAAAUAGUGAGAGUAGCCAGAAAUCAGUAGAAAGUAAUCAAGAUAGCAGUAGCCCUAUAGGAAGCUCGAACGACAGUAGGUUUCCCCCUCAAAGGUCACCAUUUGACUCCUCUGACAGUAGAUUAAAUAGAACACAUAGUGGUAGCAAUAGUACAACUGACUACUUUACCAGGACUGAUAAUAGUAGUAAUGACACGACAGACUUUUUCAAUUCACAAGCAAAAAGUACUGACCUUGAGAACAGUGACUGCGUCAUUAUCUCAAGUAGCGAGACUGUUAAUACAGUAAACAGUGAUGAUCCAUUCGGGUCACCAUUGUAUUAUUCCACGCCGAAACAAUCAGUCAGUUCUGAUUCAUCAAUCCUUAUCCCACCCAAUGCUCCAAAAAGAAAAAAAAAACAGGAGAAGGAUCAUUAA
This is a messenger RNA of Mercenaria mercenaria, 903 nucleotides long. RefSeq names its product dentin sialophosphoprotein-like. NCBI's taxonomy places the organism in Eukaryota, Metazoa, Mollusca, Bivalvia, Venerida, Veneridae. Bases 1 to 903 code for a protein of 300 amino acids. The record is from RefSeq and is a predicted model, not a curated record. The transcript has a single exon.